UUAUGAACUAUCAAGGAGAAAUUCUCGAAUCUCCAUAUAGCCACGCCUUCUGGUCAUAGUACUUCUAUCAAAGUUCCUCACUGAAUGCCUUGGGCGACAAGCUGAUUGAGAAUGUCUCUCAAGCGUAAAUUCUCGGUUUCAUGCCUACAGGAGUUGCCAAACAAGGUUCAAAAGUCUCUGGAGGACACUCAGGCUCGUUAUGGCGCGUUAGAGGAAGGCUCAAUGCUACAAACAGACGAGUAUGCCUCCAAGAACAAGCUGAUACAUGAUCCAGACCAGCCAGAUACCCUCAAAGAGGCGCUUGAAACCGCUACGAUGGAGCAGAAUUUGCAACCAGAAGAGGAGGUUCCCAUGAAUCCGAAACGUCUUGACCCGAAAGUAGCCGAGAUGGCCGAACGAUGGGAAGAAUUGGUCUUCAUCGUCUUUGCAAAAGAGAACUUCCGACAGAAUUUGUCCGCACCAGAAGGUCAUUCUACAACCUCUGGUCCGCUCACGAAUACGGAGCUUCGAAUUGCAUACUGCAACAAGUUUAACAAGGAAGUAGGUGCCGAAGCUGCCUUGAAGAGGUACAGGAACGGCAAACAGAAGGUGUACAACGCCUAUCCCAAGCAUCCGCGCAACAUUAUGUACGCACCGAAGCAGAACAAGUCUAAGCGUCCUAGGCCCGGAAAGGUAAUCAAAUCCUUCACUGGGAACAAGGGAGUGGUCAACAGUCCUGUCACCGACAUAGGUAUUGAACCCGCCGGUGUUGAGCAGUACACGGAACGCGACAAGACCAAUACUAAUGAGGUCAAAGCUACACAGAACGCCGGCAGUAAUCUAAUAUCUCGAGAGGAACGAGACAAGAUUGAAGUGGGGGAGUUGCGUCAAUACGUGGAAAGCAGUUGGGCUGUCCCAGAGCAUGAACAUCAGCCAUGGGUAAGGAUUUUGCUCGCGAAUAGCUGCGAGCGUUUCGUGGGCGCUUGUUCCAUUGGUGCAGAAGAACUAAAGUCUUCGCUAGCAUACGUCGAACAUCGUCAGCAUACGAAUGUCCAGGAGCUCUGGUUGACUGGCGUGGCACACAUCACGCUACAACGCUAUAUCCAGUGCCUUUCCCCACUGCGCCUCUCUAAGCUCCCACAAUGGGAUCUUACACUGACACCCCAAGGCUCUGACCCUAGUGCCGCUGUCGCGAGCUGCAAGCGUAUCAUUUGGGAUUUCGAAGCUACACUCGAUAUCUACGAGCUCGCAACGCAGCUGCGUGAUUGCCACGUGCGGAAUCUUGUCAUGGAUCAUUGGCGAGAGCAAAUGCAAGUGAAUAGUACUUACGAAGUGGGCCUCACCGAGAUGCAGCUAUUGUAUGAUCGCCUCUCGAUGGACGAACCUGCGCUUCAAUUUUGGACUCAGGCCCUCCAGGAAUUACUGCCAACAGAAGACACCAAUAUGGAUAUCGAUUUUGUUGAUAAUCCAUCGUCCACCUCUUUCGUGGUCUCAAACCGGCGCAAGGCUGAGAGUGAUGAACUAUUUCAUUAUAAGUAUCAUCGAUGUCGCCUUUCUGACCAUAACAAUGAGGCGUCGUAUUCGUUCGAUCACUUCUACCAGAUCGCACGACGCCUGCUUUUGUCUGAGGGCUGGCAAGAGACUGACCCGCAACUACAUAUUGUAGAGAAAAAGCUUGAGCUGGAGUUGUUUGACAUGUGCUCUUACUUGUAGCGUGGUUCUACCCAUAUCUGUGGCACCUAGGUAUUCUCCAUGUUAAUGUAAAGUGUGACUAUGGUGAGGACCUUCGCACUUUGGGAUUCUUGCGCAAAAACCGUAGAGCU
Paraphaeosphaeria sporulosa is the source of this 1802-nucleotide messenger RNA. RefSeq lists its product as uncharacterized. Lineage: Eukaryota; Fungi; Ascomycota; Dothideomycetes; Pleosporales; Didymosphaeriaceae. The transcript has a single exon. The record is from RefSeq and is a predicted model, not a curated record. Bases 112 to 1692 code for a protein of 526 amino acids.